CUUCUCGGAGUGGUCUGAGAGUUGAACACUCGACUGCUUUCUUCUAUAAAGUCUCCCGUGCGUACCAAUUGGCGAUCGAUCGGCUGCCAUGUUCUUCAAAGCUCAGAAAGUGUGCACGGCGAUUGCUGCUUCGUUCCUCAUCGUCCAGGGCGUCGAUGCAGUCAAAUCAAAGCUGAUCCGAGGCGUUUCUAGCGAGGAUCAAGCUUUGUAUGUGCCCAACGAGGCAGGAUAUUGGGCCUGCCUCGGACACAAAGACAUCCUGAUUCCAAUCUCAAAAAUAAACGACGACUACUGCGACUGUCCCGACGGCAGCGACGAACCCGGCACCUCCGCCUGCGCGAACGGGAAAUUCCACUGCCAAAACAAAGGCCACGUCCCCGGCGUGCUACCUUCCUACCAAGUCAACGACGGCAUCUGCGACUACGAUCUCUGCUGCGACGGAUCAGACGAAUGGGCCGGGCUUGUCAAGUGCGAAAACAAGUGUCGCGAAAUGGCCGCCGAGCUACAGAAGCGCGAGGCCGAGAACAGGAAAGCGCAGAUCGCGGGGUGGACGGCGCGCACAAAGUUGGCGACGAAAGCAGCGUCGUUGAAAGCGAGCCUUCUGAAAGAGCAGACGCAGAUCGAAGCGCAAUUGAAGGCCGCGCAUGCUAGAGUCGAAAAGGCAGAGGAGGCUGUCAAGAUGGCUGAGGUUUCGUCUUCUAUGCGUGUCGGAAAGAAAGGAAAUCCGUACGUUGAGCGCUUGAAGGAACGCGUGUUGGAGUAUCAGCGCGCAAAGGAAGCAAUGGCCUCGCGCAUCGCUGCCCUCGAGCUUCGCCUCCAAGAGACAGAGGUUAUCCUCUUAAACUUGAAGAACGAUUACAAUCCAAACUACAACGACGAAGCAGUCAAGCAGGCGGUGAAGACUUACUCCACCUUGCUCGAAGCGCCGUUACCCGAAAGCAACUACGCCGAGCUGUCCUACCAGCUAAGCGCUGAAUCAGACGACGAGCUGCUCAAGGAAGAGGUCGAGGACAACGAUCCUGAUCUCGUCGACUACAAUUCAUACAUCCCCAUAGAAUGGCGCGUCUGGAUCCACACCAAAAAGCGCGAACUAGUCGACUUCCUAGUCGAGCACGGUCUUCUCGCCCACCGCGAUAUAUCCGAAACCUCAGACGUCAAGACGGCAAAGAAAGAACUCGACGAGGCAAACAAGCAGGUCCAAGAGCUCGACAAGAAAGCGCAAAAGAUUGCCGACAACGUCGCGGCUGACUUUGGACCGGACGAUAUCUUCCGUGCGUUGGCGGGCGAUUGCAUCACUGCCGAAGUCGGCGAUUAUACAUAUGAACUGUGUUUCAAUCAAAAAUCCAUUCAGAAGCCAAAGAACGGCAUGAUCACCCCGCUAGGCAAAUUCGACCGAUACGAAGGCAACAAAAUCUACUACACCGGCGGCGCCAAAUGCUGGAACGGGCCCCAGAGAAGCACGGUCGUCGAAAUGCGCUGCGGCGAGAAAAACAAACUGCUCUCUGUCUCUGAGCCGGCCAUGUGCGAGUAUUUGUUCCGCAUCACUUCUCCUGCUAUGUGUACGGAUCCCGAAGCAAACGAGAGCGGCAAGGUCAGAGAUGAGUUGUAAAUCGGACAGGGUUGUUGGAUUUGGAACGGGGAAAGAUCAGGAGGAUGUUGAUACGGUGGUGUAAAAUAGCAUAGCAUAAGCUGAAAUAUAAAUCGUUAACCGGAAUUUCGAAUCACGGCUGCUAAAACGUAUUCGCCAUCAUGCGACACCGAAGCCAGAAACCGCU
Molecule: messenger RNA, 1775 nt
Organism: Myxozyma melibiosi
Lineage: Eukaryota; Fungi; Ascomycota; Lipomycetes; Lipomycetales; Lipomycetaceae
Product: glucosidase II beta subunit-like-domain-containing protein
Exons: 4
Coding region: 89-1609 (506 amino acids)
Biological process (GO): N-glycan processing
Cellular component (GO): glucosidase II complex
Source: RefSeq, a predicted model, not a curated record